AGGAUCUCUGGAUCGCGGUGUGUCCGUGUGGAGGUGUGUGUGGUUCUUUGCAGACGCUCCCUAACAUUUUUCUUUUUUGCUGAGAGUCAUCAAUUAUGCAGGUUGUCCGCGCGCGCUGGGGAGGAGGAGGAGAAGAGCAGCAACAAUAUGGCGACAUCCGCAGUUCCUCCCGGGUUCUCUGGGCAUCUCGAGCUCCAACACACCUGAGCGGAUCUGUGUGAAAGAACCAGCUGUCCUGGAUGCAUUCUGAAUAAAGAGGGCUCUGCUGCAGGAUGACAAUAUGGCUGCACCGCUGCUCGCACCCCCAGGCCCCGACAGCUUCAAGAAGUUCACCCGGGAGUCUUUGGCUAACAUCGAGAAGCGCAUCGCUGAGGAGAAGAAGAAGAAACCUGUCAAACCCCGAUCUGACAGCAGUCAUCGUGACGAUGAUGACGACAGCGGGCCGAAGCCCAACAGCGACUUGGAGGCGGGAAAGAGCCUGCCCUUCAUCUACGGGGACAUUCCUCCUGGGAUGGUGACCGUGCCCCUGGAGGAUCUCGACCCCUUCUACCUGAACAAGAAAACCUUUAUAGUGCUAAACAAAGGGAAAACGAUCUUCCGGUUUAGUGCCACGCCCUCGUUGUAUAUCAUUAGCCCUUUCAAUCUGUUCAGGCGAAUAGCUAUUAAAAUUUUGAUACACUCAGUCUUCAGCAUGAUCAUUAUGUGCACCAUUUUAACCAACUGUGUGUUCAUGACCUUCAGCAACCCACCAGAAUGGUCCAAACAAGUCGAGUACACAUUUACAGGGAUUUACACUUUCGAGUCUCUCACCAAGAUCGUGGCUCGAGGGUUUUGUAUAGACGGCUUUACGUUCCUCAGAGAUCCCUGGAACUGGCUGGACUUUAUGGUCAUCUCCAUGGCAUAUGUAACAGAGUUUGUGGACCUCGGGAAUGUGUCUGCCCUGAGAACCUUCAGGGUUCUACGAGCUCUCAAAACUAUUUCUGUCAUACCAGGGCUGAAGACCAUCGUGGGAGCUCUGAUCCAGUCUGUGAAGAAGCUGUCUGAUGUGAUGAUCCUCACCGUGUUCUGUCUCAGUGUGUUCGCUCUCAUCGGCCUGCAGCUCUUCAUGGGGAACCUGAGGCAGAAAUGUGUGUUCUGGCCAAUCAGCAAUGAGACCAUCACCUACCUGUCCAAUGGGAGCAGAGGAUUUGACUUUGACGAGUACAUCAUGAACGAUACAAAUUUCUACUUCCUGCCGACCGGAGGAGACGCUUUACUAUGUGGAAACAGCUCUGAUUCUGGACGCUGUCCGGAGGGUUACACUUGUAUGAAGGCAGGUCGUAACCCUAACUACGGGUACACUAGCUUUGACUCGUUCGGCUGGGCGUUCCUUGCUCUCUUCCGACUCAUGACACAGGACUUCUGGGAAAAUCUGUACCAGCUGACCCUCCGAGCUGCAGGAAAGACCUACAUGAUCUUCUUUGUGCUGGUGAUCUUUGUGGGUUCCUUUUACCUGGUUAACCUGAUCCUGGCUGUGGUGGCCAUGGCCUAUGAAGAGCAGAACCAGGCCACUAUUGAAGAGGCCCAGCAGAAAGAGGAGGAGUUUAAAGCCAUGCUGGAGCAGCUCAAGAAACAGCAGGAGGAGGCUCAGGCCAAUGCAAUGGCCACGUCAGCAGGGACAGUAUCUGAGGAUGCUGUCGAGGGUGAUAGAGGAGGACAUCUGUCCCGCAGUUCCUCUGAGGUGUCCAAGCUGAGCUCCAAAAGUGCCAAGGAGCGAAGGAACAGGAAGAAAAAGUGGAAAAAAGAGCAGGAAAAGGAAAAAGGAGACAGCGAGAAAGUGGUCAAAUCCGAGUCGGAUGACGGCAGCAAGAGGAGUCGCUUCCGUUUCCCUGACAACCGGUUGGGCAGGAAGACCUCCAUCAUGAACCAGUCUUUAUUAAGUAUACCAGGCUCGCCCUUCAUGUCCCGUCAUAACAGUCGCAGCUCCAUCUUCAGCUUUAAGGGGCGAAUGCGGGACAUAGGCUCGGAGAACGAGUUUGCAGAUGACGAGCACAGCACGGUGGAGGAGAGCGAAGACCGCCGUGGCUCCCUCUUCAUUCCGUAUCGCCGCAACAGCUACAGCGGUUACAGUCAGGGCUCAUCGCGCAUCAACCCCCUGGCGCCACACACAGGCUGCAAGAGGAACAGCACGGUCGACUGCAACGGCGUGGUGUCUCUGAUCGGGCCCGGGCCCGGACGCCUUCUGCCUGAGGUGAAAAUAGAUAAGGCAGCCUCUGACGACAGUACGACUGAAGUAGACAUAAAGAGGAAACACUCAGGUUCUCUCAUGGUGUCUGUGGAUCAGCUGAACACAUCGUUCGGACGUAAAGAGCGAGCGAACAGUGUGAUGACCGUCAUCACUAACACUCUAGUGGAGGAGUUGGAGGAGUCUCAGAGAAAGUGUCCUCCAUGCUGGUACAAGUUUGCCAACACGUUUCUGAUCUGGGAAUGUUGUCCACUUUGGGUGAAAAUCAAAGAGAUUGUAAAUCUGAUAGUAAUGGAUCCAUUUGUGGAUUUGGCCAUAACCAUAUGUAUCGUGCUGAACACCGUGUUCAUGGCGAUGGAGCACUACCCCAUGACCGAAGAAUUCGAGAAGGUUCUAAGUGUAGGAAAUCUGGUUUUCACGGGUAUCUUCACAGCUGAGAUGUUUGCAAAGCUGAUAGCAAUGGACCCUUAUUACUACUUUCAGGAGGGCUGGAACAUCUUUGAUGGCUUCAUCGUGAGUCUCAGUUUGGUGGAGUUGGGGCUAGCUGAUGUUGAGGGAUUGUCAGUGCUGAGAUCCUUUCGAUUGCUGAGGGUCUUCAAGCUGGCAAAGUCAUGGCCCACUCUGAACAUGCUGAUCAAAAUCAUUGGGAACUCGGUGGGUGCUCUGGGAAACCUGACCCUGGUGCUGGCCAUCAUUGUCUUCAUCUUCGCUGUGGUGGGAAUGCAGCUGUUUGGAAAGAGCUACAAGGACUGCGUGUGUAAAAUCGCCGCUGAUUGCGACCUGCCUCGCUGGCACAUGCACGACUUCUUCCACUCGUUCCUGAUUGUGUUCCGUGUGCUGUGUGGAGAAUGGAUAGAGACCAUGUGGGACUGCAUGGAGGUGGCAGGACAGACCAUGUGCCUUACUGUCUUCAUGAUGGUCAUGGUCAUCGGAAACUUAGUGGUACUGAACCUGUUCCUGGCUCUGCUGCUCAGCUCGUUCAGUGCUGAUAAUCUGGCUGCCACUGAUGAUGAUGGGGAGAUGAACAACCUGCAGAUUUCAGUGAUCCGGAUUAAAAAGGGCAUUGCCUGGGCCAAAAUCCAUGCUCGGCUGCUGGUGGCUCACGUUCUGAAAAAAUCGCCCUUGGAGGACGAGGACAAGCCUUUAGAUGACAUGUACGAGAAGAAACUGAACCUCAUCGGCAAUCACACAGGAGUGGACAUCAAAUGUGGUGAGCUUGACUAUGCUAAGAAUGGCAACGGCACCACCAGUGGCAUCGGCAGCAGUGUUGGGAAGUACAUGAUCGACGAGGACCGCAUGUCCUUUAUCCACAAUCCCAAUCUGACCGUUCGCGUCCCAAUUGCCGUCGGCGAGUCGGAUUUUGAGAACCUGAACACAGAAGACUUUAGCAGCGAAUCGGACGUGGAGAACAGCAAAGACUUGGAUGAUACGAGCUCGUCAGAGGGCAGCACCAUAGACAUAAAGCCGGAGGAGGAGGAGGCAGGGGCAGUGGAGGUGGUGGAAGAGUACCUGGACCCAGAAGCCUGCUGGACGGAUGCCUGUGUGGCGCGGUAUAAGUGCUGUGACGUGCCCAUCACUGAGGGUUGGGGGAAAUACUGGUGGUAUUUGAGGAAAACCUGCUACCUCAUCGUAGAACACAACUGGUUCGAGACAUUAAUUAUCUUCAUGAUCCUACUCAGUUCUGGGGCUCUGGCGUUUGAGGACGUGUAUAUAGAACAGAGGAAAACAAUUCAGAUUAUUCUGGAAUAUGCAGAUCGAGUCUUCACCUACAUCUUCAUCCUGGAAAUGCUGCUGAAAUGGGUCGCGUACGGCUUCGUCAAAUAUUUCACCAACGCCUGGUGCUGGUUAGACUUCUUCAUCGUAGACGUCUCUAUAGUCAGCCUUAUAGCUAAUGCGCUGGGGUAUUCAGACUUGGGCCCCAUUAAGUCCCUGAGGACUUUGCGGGCCCUCAGGCCCCUGAGAGCUUUGUCCCGGUUUGAGGGAAUGAGGGUGGUGGUGAACGCCCUGGUAGGUGCCAUCCCAUCCAUCAUGAACGUGCUGUUGGUGUGUUUGAUCUUCUGGCUGAUCUUCAGUAUUAUGGGAGUGAACCUGUUUGCUGGAAAGUACUAUUACUGCUUCAAUGAGACAAUAGAAAAAUAUUUCGAGACUGUUGACGUCAACAACAAGACGGAGUGUUUUGCGCUCAUCAAUGCCAAUCACUCCGAGGUCCGCUGGAAGAACGUCAAGAUCAACUUCGAUAACGUGGGUGCUGGAUAUCUGGCACUCUUACAAGUGGCCACGUUUAAAGGCUGGAUGGACAUCAUGUACGCAGCAGUGGAUUCCAGAAAGGUUGAAGAUCAACCAAAGUAUGAAGAUAAUCUGUACAUGUACAUCUACUUCGUCAUCUUCAUCAUCUUCGGUUCAUUCUUCACACUUAACCUCUUUAUUGGUGUCAUCAUCGACAACUUCAACCAACAGAAGAAAAAGUUCGGAGGUCAGGAUAUCUUCAUGACAGAAGAACAAAAGAAGUACUAUAAUGCUAUGAAAAAAUUAGGCUCAAAGAAACCACAGAAGCCCAUCCCCAGACCACAGAACAACAUCCAGGGGAUGGUGUUUGACUUUGUCACUCAACAAGCCUUCGACAUCUCUAUCAUGAUUCUCAUCUGUCUCAACAUGGUCACAAUGAUGGUGGAAACCGAUGACCAGUCACCAGAGACAGAGAACAUUUUGUACUGGGUCAACUUCGUCUUCAUCGUCGUGUUCACUGGCGAGUUUGUGCUGAAGCUCUUUGCACUACGACAUUACUACUUUACCAAUGGCUGGAACAUCUUCGACUGUGUGGUGGUGAUUCUGUCUAUUGUGGGUAUGUUCCUGGCAGACCUGAUCGAGAAGUACUUUGUGUCACCGACUCUGUUCAGGGUGAUCCGCCUGGCUCGAAUCGGUCGCAUCUUGCGCUUAAUCAAAGGAGCCAAGGGUAUCCGGACUUUACUGUUUGCCUUAAUGAUGUCACUUCCUGCCCUGUUUAACAUCGGCUUGCUGCUCUUCCUGGUCAUGUUUAUCUUCUCCAUAUUCGGCAUGUCUAACUUCGCAUAUGUGAAGCGGGAACUUGGCAUCGACGACAUGUACAACUUUGAGACGUUCGGUAACAGCAUGAUCAUCUUGUUCAUGAUCACCACGUCAGCAGGGUGGGAUGGUUUGCUGGCUCCCAUUCUCAACUACCCACCUGACUGCAACCCUGAGAAGGAGAACCCAGGAACCACAGUGAAGGGCAACUGCGGCAACCCAUCUGUGGGAAUCUUCUUCUUUGUUAUGUACAUUAUUGUGUCCUUUUUGAUUGUUGUAAACAUGUACAUCGCCAUUAUUCUGGAGAACUUCAGCGUCGCGACAGAGGAGAGCGCUGAUCCGUUGUGCGAGGACGACUUUGAGUCCUUCUAUGAGAUCUGGGAGAAGUUUGACCCAGAUGCUUCACAGUUUAUCACCUUUGCCAAGCUGCCAGACUUUGCAGACACACUGGAACAUCCUCUUCGUGUGCCGAAGCCCAACAUCAUCGAGCUCAUCGCUAUGGAUCUCCCUAUGGUUAGUGGGGAUCGGAUUCACUGCUUGGACAUCCUGUUUGCUUUCACCAAACGCGUCCUGGGCGACAGCGGUGAUCUGGAUAUGAUGCGUCAGCAGAUGGAGGAGCGCUUUGUGGCAGCAAAUCCUUCCAAAGUGUCCUAUGAGCCGAUCACCACCACGCUGCGACGUAAGCAGGAGGAGGUUUCAGCCGUGAUAAUCCAGAGGGCGUACCGCGCUCACCUCAGCCGCCGGGGUUUCGUCUGCAAACGCCGACCUGCCAACAACAAGCUGGAAAACGGAGGGACAAAUCAGGAGAAGAAAGAAGACACGCCCUCUACAGCAUCCCUGCCAUCUUACGACAGUGUAACCAAGCCUGAGAAGGAAAAGCAAGAUGACAACAACGAGGGGAAGGGUCGUAAGGAGAAGGGCCGGAACCAAAAAGAUGUCAGGGAAUCGAAGUGUUAAAGCUGGACACAUGGACAGCAAGAAAACCUCACGAUAAUGAAUUUAAUAACUAAUCUCAAGCAAGACAAGCGGAAACCUUGAAUCAGACUACACAGAUACGUGUACAGAUUAAUUUCAUUUGCAAGUAAGGAAACGUUAUAUUUAAAAAAAAAAAAAGAUCUGCAAAUUAAAGGACAAGACAAAAAAAAUUGUUUACAAACUUCACAGGUGUACGAAUGCGACAGAGAGCAUUGGGGUUUCUUCAGUGCUUGACUCUUUAAAGUUAAACCAAACAUAAUCAGCUUCCUGUGUGACACUGUUGCAUCAAAACUCAAUCAGAUGGGAUCUUUUCACCGAGGACUGAUACUUGAUUAUCGCGUAUUAGAGGGCUACACUGCACUUCAGGACGGAACUUGUUGCUUUUAUAUAUAUAUAUAUAUAUAUAUAUAUAUAUAUAUAUAUAUAUAUAUAUAUAUAUAUUUAAGGAAACCAAGGAAUAAAAAAAUAAUAAUAAAUCACAGCAUGGUGUGUCGUUCCCCACAUCUGGAGAAUCCCGUGCUGAUGCGUUUAUGAACAUUUCCGUGAAGGAACAAACGAACACUCCUGGAAGAAUCGGCUUCCAAACACGAACAACAGUGGAACCUGUGCAAUUUCAUUUCAGACAAACUCAAAGAUUGAUUGUGAGAGUAAGCAGAGAUCAGUGGGGUGUGACAAACGAAAAUCAAACGCUAUCUUUGUGUUGGUCAGCGUUAAAUAUACUUUACACGGUCUUUACAUUAUUUGAGCGGCAAAAAAAGAAAAGGCAGAAACAACAAAACACCUAUGAAAGAAAAUCGAGGUUUUGCCCAUGCCACCCUCAGUAACUACGUCAUCAUAUAUUUGUUAUUUAUACUUCUGCAUAAAAAAAAGCUUUUUUCUACAUGGGCUUUCACACUGAUAAGGAAAGGAGGCGAAUCCCACGGGGCCUCUGACUAUUUCCGACAUCUCAAAACGAAUAAUAAAUUAUUGUGCUUGUUCAAUGCA
Molecule: messenger RNA, 7225 nt
Organism: Silurus meridionalis
Lineage: Eukaryota; Metazoa; Chordata; Actinopteri; Siluriformes; Siluridae
Gene: scn8ab
Product: sodium channel, voltage gated, type VIII, alpha subunit b
Exons: 27
Coding region: 281-6223 (1980 amino acids)
Biological process (GO): membrane depolarization during action potential; neuronal action potential; sodium ion transmembrane transport
Cellular component (GO): plasma membrane; voltage-gated sodium channel complex; axon
Molecular function (GO): voltage-gated sodium channel activity; protein binding
Source: RefSeq, a predicted model, not a curated record